This is a messenger RNA of Ciona intestinalis (vase tunicate), 2305 nucleotides long. Lineage: Eukaryota; Metazoa; Chordata; Ascidiacea; Phlebobranchia; Cionidae. The record is from RefSeq and is a predicted model, not a curated record.
GGUAGGUAUAUUUGGAUUGAUAUUUAAAAUGAAACAAGUACGAAGAAAUAGCGCUCGAAGGGCUAGUCGCAGAUUUAACUAUAGAUACGAUUUUCGCGCAAUUAACGAACAGCAGGUUGAAGACAUCACAUUAGAGUUUUUCUACAAACCUCAUACGAUAACUUUACUUCUAGUAAUCGUUGUUUCACUUUUAUACAUCGUUACUACUAGAGAAAAGAACAAUCCCGACAGCAACAUCUGGUUCGGUUUGGUCGCUGUGGUUUUCUUCUUCUCAGUUAUCAGCGUCCUUGCUUUUCCGAACGGGCCAUUCACUCGUCCCCACCCAGUGGUAUGGAGGAUCAUAUUUGGUUUCAGCGUUCUUUACUUCUUAUGUCUUGUGUUCCUAUCUUUCCUUAACAUGAAACAAGUUCGUAACCUGAUGGAGUGGUUGGACCCAGGUAUCAUCCACGCUAAGAGGGAGGUUGAUAUGAUUGAGGAAUACGCAGUGAACUGUUCUGAUAUUUCAAUGUCUCGGAUUUAUUCAUGCCUGGAUAUUUUUGCGUUCGCACACUUUGCUGGGUGGGGGUUGAAAGCAAUGUUGUUACGAAGUUAUACCAUGGCGUGGACGCUUAGUAUCUUAUGGGAGAUGACAGAGUUGUUCUUCAUGCACUUACUCCCUAACUUCCAAGAAUGUUGGUGGGACCAGGUGAUACUUGAUGUUAUAAUAUGCAACGGGGUGGGUAUAUGGGUUGGAAUGAAGGUGUGUGGGUUCUUGGAGAUGAGGGAAUAUAGAUGGGAGUCCAUUAAAGACAUCCACACGACAUCAGGAAAGUUACAGCGAGCCGCGAUGCAAUUCAUGCCCGCAAAGUUAAGCCCUGUGCGUUGGUUGGAUCCAAACUCAAGUAUAAUGAGGGUGGUGGGAGUCUAUAUACUACUAACUACUUUUAUGUUAAGCGAACUGAACACUUUCUUCUUAAAACAUUUCCUGAGAUAUCCAUCGAGUCACUUGUUUUGUUGGGGAAGAAUAUUAUUAAUUGGGAUUAUAUCAGCUCCUUCAUUAAGACAAUAUUACGUUUAUCUCACUGACACUCGAUGCAAGAGAGUUGGAACGCAAACAUGGGUUUAUGUAGCCAUUGUUUGCGUUGAAACAAUCGUUUCAUUAAAGUUUGGUGCCGAAGAAUUCACGCGAACACAAAUACAGAACGUUGUUGGUUGGGUUGUAGUUACUAUGUUGAUGACGUUGUUCUGUCUCUAUCUUAUGGUCAUGUUGACUAGGUGGGGUUAUAAUAAGGAGAUUGAAGUUUACGACGGCCAUUUAUCCGGCCCUGAAUUCCCUGCCAUGAUAUUGAAGCCAUUGUCUAAGUACGGUAGGCCCUCGUGUGGUGAGAGUGACCAUGAUUCGAGUGACGGGGACGAGGACAAUGACAGUAGCGGGGAUUUGAAUAAUUCAAUCACUAGGAGGACUAGAGGGCAAAAUGGAAAUCACGCAAAAAUUCAAUAAUUAUAAAUAAACGAAUGACAUCAUAAUGACCUUUGUGACAUCAUUGUUGCUAAAUAAUCAUCACAAAUUAAAUCUGCUAAAAAUGUCAAACAAAAUCUUUAAAAACGCAAUAAUAAUAUUUGGAGUUUUUUUGCUGGCUGCACAUAAAAAUAGUUCUUAAAUUUAAGCUGUAUUUAGUGAAAAGUACAAACUUUUUUUUAUUUUGUUGUGAAACUGAAAAAGCCCUACUCUGUGCUCUGGUAAUUGUUAGUUACAAAUUAUUUCUUCUUUUUAAAUUUUACAUGUUCGUAUUUUAUUCUGGUCACAUUUUGCUUGCGUUGGUUUUAAAUUUAGUUACCUUGUGUGUGCGGAAAAUGUAUGACCUAAAUUAUUGUGGUUAACUUAUUGUUUUUCCUAAUCGGCCCAAAUUAAUGUGAAUUUUUGUUUUGAAUUGUCAGCAAUUUAUACUAUGGUUUUCAAUUCUCUGAUUUUAUCGCAGUACUAUGGUGUUUUACCUUUGACAAUGACAUUGCAUAUAGGUAUUUUAAAUAAUAAGCCAACUCUGGCUUCAGUCCCUUGCUGUGCCUCACCCAUAUAGAAUAGAAUGUGCAUAUACAAUGUUGGGGUAGUGAGCCAACUCUGGGCUAAAUCCCAGGUCCCAUGGCAUGCCUCACUGUAGAACCUCACCCAUAUAAAACAAAUUGUUUUUUUUUGCUGUCAAUUCAGCAUUUCUGUCAACAAAACAAUAACCCUUAAUUUUUUUGUGUUAAAUGUUGUGAGUUUGUAAUCUUUUCAUGUAAGUUCUGUGUGGUUCGUCGCUCUCUAGUAUUUAACAUUCAAACUUUG